CUUUCCAACCACUUAUACGUACCAUCAUUUCCAAGCUUGGAAUUCUCCAGCAAAUACAGCAAGUUUCUCCAUCCACUGUGUUUCAAUUCAGAGUCUUUUCCGUCCUUCUAUUAGUCGACAAGGAGACUGAAAUCAUGGCUGACGAGGCGCAGUACCACCACCACGACGAGAACAAGAGUGGCGAGCCAUGCGACUCCUCCUCACCGGCGGUGGAGGCCACUGAUCGCGGACUGUUCGAUUUCGGGGGGAAGAAAGAGGAGGAGAAGAAAUGUGAGGAGGCGGCGAUUGCCUCUGAGUUUGAGGAGAAAGUUCAGGUGUGCGAGGAACACAAUAAGGAGGAAGAGAAGAAGAAGCAUGAGAGCCUGCUCCAGAAGCUUCACCGAUCGAGCAGCUCCAGCAGCUCUUCGAGUGAUGAGGAAGAAGUAGAGGAAGGUGGAGAGAAGAAGAAGAAGAAGAAGGGUUUGAAGGAGAAGAUCAAGGAAAAGGUGUCCGGAGAAAAGAAGGAAGAAGAUCACAAGUGUGACGAAACACCAACUCAUCAAGAACCUGAAGAGAAGAAAGGGCUUCUGGACAAGAUAAAGGAGAAGCUUCCCGGCGGCAAGAAGGAAGAGGAAGUGGAGGCGCCACCUCCAACGCCGGCGGCCCCCGAGUACACCACCUCAGCUGAGGGGAAGGAGAAGAAAGGCUUCUUGGAAAAGAUCAAGGAGAAAAUCCCAGGGUACCACUCAAAGAGCGAUGAAGAGAAGGAGGAAGCUGCGAGUGCGUGCCACUAAGAAAGAAAAUUCAUGUUUGGUUUUCGUUUAAACAAUAAUAAUGAUAUAGUUGUGAUUUGGAGUGUCGAUGAUGAUGGUUAUGGUAUUGUGUGGGUGGCUUGUUAAUAGUGUUGUUAUGCUCUAUAUAUGAGCUUUAUUUAUGUCUGAAGUUGAAGUUUGUUAAGGGAUUUCCAGUUUCAUCAUUGUACCAUAGUCCUAGAAUGUGUCCAUAUAUAUAUAUAUAUAUUGUUUGUUUUAAUACAAGGAUCGAUAUAUUGUUCCUU
Sesamum indicum (sesame) is the source of this 1036-nucleotide messenger RNA. It is a transcript of the gene ERD14, whose product is annotated as Dehydrin family protein. Gene Ontology annotation, cellular component: cytosol; membrane. Gene Ontology annotation, biological process: cold acclimation; response to abscisic acid; response to water deprivation. The record is from RefSeq and is a predicted model, not a curated record. NCBI's taxonomy places the organism in Eukaryota, Viridiplantae, Streptophyta, Magnoliopsida, Lamiales, Pedaliaceae.